AUGCCACACUCUCCCCUGCCAGCCUCAAGGCAGAGGGUGGGCGCGAACCUGAGACCUCUAGCACUAAAGCAUAGCUCAUAUACCGCUGUUGCAUUUUUAAAACUGAUUAUAAAAGAAUUAAAGAAACUAAUCAAAAAUGUGGUUCUUGUCUCCUGGCAUGCAGACUGUGACCCGAUCCCAGUGGAGUAUCUCAGAUGGGGGGAUCCUGAACCAAUUGCAGCUGUCGUGUUUUCCUGUCUAGGUCUGCUAGCAACUUUAUUUGUGACUUUUAUAUUUAUCAUGUACCGCGACACCCCCGUGGUCAAGUCAUCCAGCCGGGAACUGUGCUACAUUAUUUUAGCAGGCAUCUGUUUGGGCUACCUAUGCACUUUCUGUCUCAUAACCAAACCUCACAUUAUAUACUGCUAUCUCCAAAGAGUUGGCAUUGGUCUGUCCCCUGCAAUGAGCUACUCCGCUUUGGUAACCAAGACUAACCGUAUAGCUCGGAUUCUUGCAGGAAGCAAGAAGAAAAUCUGCACCAAGAAACCCCGGUUCAUGAGUGCCUGUGCCCAGUUGGUGAUUUCUUUUAUAUUAAUCUGCAUCCAACUGGCUAUCAUCGUAGCUCUUUUCAUAAUGCAGCCCCCUGAAGUCAUACAUGAUUACCCCAGCAUCCGCGAAGUCAACCUAAUCUGCAACACCACUAACAUAGGGGUAGUCGCUCCUUUGGGAUACAACGGAUUGUUGAUUCUGAGCUGCACUUUCUACGCGUUCAAGACCAGGAAUGUUCCUGCCAACUUCAAUGAAGCGAAAUACAUCGCCUUCACCAUGUACACCACCUGUAUCAUAUGGCUUGCCUUCGUGCCCAUCUACUUCGGCAGCAAUUACAAAAUCAUCACCAUGUGCUUCUCUGUCAGCCUGAGUGCUACGGUGGCACUGGGCUGCAUGUUUGUGCCAAAGAUCUACAUCAUUCUGGCCAAGCCGGAGAGGAACGUACGCAGCGCUUUCACCACCUCCACUGUGGUGCGCAUGCACGUCCGUGAUGGCAAAUCGUCCUCGGCUGCCAGCCGCUCCAGCAGUUUGGUCAACCUGUGGAAAAGGAGAGGCUCCUCUGGAGAGACACUAAGCUCAAAUGGAAAAUCAGUGACCUGGGCCCAAACUGAACGAAGUAACAGAGGACACCACCUCUGGAAACGCUUGUCCAUCCACAUCAAGAAAAGAGAAAACAAUCAGACCGCAAUCAUCAAACCUUUCUCCAAGGCCUCUGAAAACAAGUUUAUCUGCAACGCCACACCCGACACCAGUGCCAAAAUGUUGUAUGAAGUCUCAGAAGCCGAGGAGCACUAUCCACUUCAGUACCGGCCACAGACGCCUUCUCCUAUCUGCACUGUGAGUCAAAGAGCAUCCUCAGUGGGGCGGAAAGAAGAAGAGGCCUCAUCCUACCUUGCUGACAACCCCCAGAGGAGCAGCUCCUCCCAAGGUUCUCUGAUGGACCAGAUCAGCUGUGUAGUCAACCGUUUCACCGCCAACAUCAGUGAGUUAAACAGCAUGAUGCUUUCCACGUCCCCUCCAGGGGCUGCGGGCUCCACGACUAACUGCCCGACCUACCUGAUUCCCAGGGAGAUGCAGCUCCCCACCACCAUGACUACAUUCGCUGAGGUCCAGCCCCUCCCCGCCAUCGACGGGAACGGGCACUCACAGGGUGCCAGCAAGACUUCGUCUACCAGUAUUAAAGAUGGCACCUCAGAGUCUUCAGCAGUCAAAACGGACUUCGAAGAGCUGGUGGCUCUUACCCCUCCCUCCCCUUUUAGAGACUCCAUUGACUCUGGAAGCGCCUCGCCAACGUCUCCCGUCUCUGAGUCGGCACUCUGCAUCCCCUCAUCGCCUAAGUAUGAUACGCUUGUGCUGAGGGAUUACAGUCAGAGCUCCUCUUCGCUGUGAACAGACAUGGAAAAGGAAAAGCGAAUACAGUGUAAGGUUCUCUGAAUCUUUAACGUACUGUAUGGCAAAAUGAAAGAAAAACUAUGUUUCCAUGGAUUUGGAUUCGGUAGUGGAAAUAGAAAAAGCACUGAAGUGAUGAUAUGAAAUACUUCUGGUGAAACAACUGAUGAACAUAUUUAUUUGAAAUGUGGGGUGUUCAAAGGAAACAUGACUUUGUAGUAUAUUUUUUGUGGUUUUAAUUUGGCAGUGGCCUUAAAAAACAUGGGCUUUCAACUAAUUAGGGCUGUCCAAAUUCUGGCACUAAUGGAACAUUUCAGUUUGUAUUUCAAUUGGGCUUAGAAUAUAUUUUUUUGUAUUGUUUUGUUAACUGAUGUACAUAAAAAAGCUACAGGCAAUACAAAAUGUCAGAGGUUGAGUGCUGUCUUUUUUUACUGGAAAAUACAGGUUUCAGGGGAGUGGAUCUACAAAAAAACUAGAUUGGAAUGCUCUUUGGUGUUAGAUUUGGUCAGCUUUGCAAAUAAUGUAAAUAUAAACAAAUUUGGGAGGCUGUAGCGGCAAAUUAUCAAACCCGCUAUAAAAAAGUGCUUUGCUUUACUACCAUGACAUAUUAAAUGUAUAUAUAGACGACUGUGUAAUUCAAAGUAUAUUUGUUUGUUUGUCUUUUUUCCCCAAAAGCGAACUUCGUAUUUUCUUAAAAGUUGGAAUGUAUAUUUUCUAAAUAGUGACACAUAAUAUGGGACCAAAACAAUCUUGAGACUUUGCUUUCAGAAAUAUUUGGAAGAUAUUAAUUACAUUGACAAUGGAUCCUAAUAAUACAGAAUGGUAAAGUAAAAAGAAACAAAGCCAAGCAAGGAAAAUGUGUUGAUGGGAACAAUGAAAUAGCAAUUCCUAGUAAUGAUGGCUUUACAGUGUCCAUGUUGUGGAAUCACAGAGAAAAGAAUAAAGAACAGUUGCAGUAUAGGAGACAUUCCCCUCUAUGCCUUGCAUCUGUCAGUGCUCUUUUUUUAAAAUCCAUUUUAAGACAGUCACUUCAUUUCCCAGUGCAAAUAUUUUGCAUAUGAAAGACAUGUUUUAUCUUACCUCUGUGAUAAACCAACUGUAAACUGGAUAACUAGUGUCCAGAGAAAAGGUAGACUGUGCUUUAUAGUGAUGGAAUAAUCCACAAAUGUGAAUGGUCUGAUAGUGAACAUAAUUUGUUCACCAAGAUGCCAGUAAAUACAGUAUUAAAACAUUUUU
Messenger RNA from Polyodon spathula (Mississippi paddlefish), 3153 nucleotides. Its product is annotated as metabotropic glutamate receptor 5-like. The record is from RefSeq and is a predicted model, not a curated record. Gene Ontology annotation, molecular function: adenylate cyclase inhibiting G protein-coupled glutamate receptor activity; G protein-coupled receptor activity involved in regulation of postsynaptic membrane potential. NCBI's taxonomy places the organism in Eukaryota, Metazoa, Chordata, Actinopteri, Acipenseriformes, Polyodontidae. The transcript has 3 exons. Gene Ontology annotation, biological process: regulation of synaptic transmission, glutamatergic; trans-synaptic signaling by endocannabinoid, modulating synaptic transmission; G protein-coupled glutamate receptor signaling pathway. Bases 1 to 1917 code for a protein of 638 amino acids. Gene Ontology annotation, cellular component: postsynaptic density membrane.